GACCCAAGCCUCCCCCAUGCUCUCCGUUGUCUUAUCCUCGGGCCUUGGCAAAGAGAGUGGAGAGAGCCUAGUUUCUGGAGAAAAUUUCAAGUUUCAAGCGUAAAAUCAUCUCCUUUUGUAGCUGUUUUGAUACAUCUUCUCGGUGGGUUGAUCCAAUCUUUCUGUCUGCUUUUGUCCGUGAUAGUCAAUGCAAGUUAAGUAGCACGCCACAUGUUCGAUGAAUUGUCGCAAUGGCUUUCUCUUCUUGCUUAAAGUGCCACGACUGGACUCUGCCUUGUACUGCAAAGCACCCACCUCUUUCUCUCCCUUCAAAUUCCUCGAAAUUCGUCCUCUUCACACCCACUCGGCGUUAUGGCAAAUUCACGCAAAUCUCAGCCUCCACUUCUCCUUCUGUCUCCGCUCUCCCGCCAGACUUCACCCAAAAGCAGCUCAUCGACACGCUCCGCCGCCAGAAGGACGAAACCUUGGCGCUUAGCCUCUUCGAUUGGGCCUCAAAGCAGCCUAACUUCACUCCCACUUUGUCAGUGUACGAGGAAAUUCUUCGGAAGCUUGGGAACGUUGGAUCCUUUGAUUCAAUGUGGCAAGUCUUGGAGGAUAUGAAGGCCGCACAGUGCGAGGCCACAGAAGGUACUUUCUUGAUUUUAGUUGAGAGUUAUGCAAAAUUUGAUUUAUUUGACGAGGCUAUAGGCGUUCUUGAGUUGAUGGACCAAGAAUUUGGAUUGAGACCGGGCAGGUUUACUUAUAACUUUCUGCUGAACGUUCUUGUGGAUGGAAACAAGUUGAAAAUGGUGGAAAGUGUGCAUUCUAUGAUGUUUAGCAGGGGUGUUAAGCCGGACGUUUCGACGUUUAACAUCUUGAUAAAGGCUUUAUGUAAAGCUCAUCAAAUUAGGCCUGCCAUUCUGCUGAUGGAAGAUAUGCCCAACUACGGUUUGGCACCAGAUGAGAAGACUUUCACAACCAUAAUGCAAAGUUACAUUGAGGAAGGGAAUCUGGAUGCUGCAUUGAGAAUCAGAGAGCAAAUGGUGGCGGCUGAAUGUGCGUCUACCAAUAUAACGAAUAAUGUUUUGAUUCAUGGGUAUUGCAAAGAGGGUAGAAUUGAGGAAGCUUUGAAUUUUGUUCAAGAGAUGUCGCUUGAGGGAUUUCGUCCCGAUCAGUUUACCUACAACACUUUGGUUAAUGGGUUCUGCAAAGCUGGACAUGUUAGGCAUGCUCUAGAGAUUUUGGAUUUAAUGCUUCAGGAGGGGUUUGAUCCAGAUAUCUUUACUUAUAACACUUUAAUAUCUGGACUUUGUAAAUCGGGUGAAAUUGAAGAGGCCAUGGAAGUUCUCAAUCAGAUGCUUUCAAGGGAUUGUUCCCCAAAUACUGUAACAUAUAACACUCUGAUUAGCACCUUGUGCAAGGAGAACCAAGUGGAAAAGGCCACUGAAUUUGCACGUUUCCUCUCAAGUAAGGGAAUUUUACCUGACGUCUGUACGUUUAAUUCUCUGAUACAAGGUCUCUGCUUAACCAGGAACCACAAAAUUGCAAUGGAGUUGUUCAAAGAGAUGAAACAUAAAGGCUGCCAGCCUGAUGAGUUUACUUAUAACAUGCUAAUUGACAGCCUUUGCUCCAGGGGGAGACUGGACCAAGCUUUAGGCCUGCUGAAAGAAAUGGAAUCGAGUGGUUGUGCUCGAAGUGUAAUAACGUAUAAUACUCUGAUUGAUGGGUUAUGCAAGAACAAAAAAGUUGAAGAAGCAGAGGAGAUUUUUGAUCAGAUGGAACUCCUAGGUGUGUCAAGGAAUUUGGUGACAUAUAACUCCCUCAUUGAUGGCCUAUGUAAAAACAAGAGGGUAGAGGAAGCCGCCCAACUUACGGAUCAGAUGAUAAUGGAAGGAUUGAAACCCGAUAAGUUCACCUAUAACUCCCUGCUUUCACACUUCUGCAGAGCAGGUGAUAUAAAGAAGGCAGCAGAUAUUGUCCAAACCAUGAGCUCAAAUGGGUGCGAACCAGAUGUCGUCACCUAUGGGACCCUGAUACAGGGACUGUGCAAAGCAGGUAGAAUCGAGGUUGCGAGCAGGCUCCUCAGAAGCAUCCAGAUGAAAGGAAUGGCUUUGGCUCCACAGGCUUAUAAUCCUGUGGUUCAAGCACUCUUUAGGAGGAGGCGAACGAAAGAAGCAAUGAGACUCUUCAGAGAAAUGGAAGAGAAGGGCGAUCCCCCUGAUGCCAUAUCGUACAAAAUUGCCUUUCGCGGGCUUUGUUCUGGUGGAGGACCCAUCGGAGAGGCUGUUGAUUUCGCAGUCGAGAUGACCGAGAGAGGAUUCAUACCCGAAUUCUCUUCAUUCUCCAUGCUGGCCGAAGGGCUUUGCGCUUUGUCCAUGGAGGACACCCUUGUUAAGCUUGUCCAUAGGAUCAUGAAGAUAGCCAACCUAUCGGACAGUGAGGUGUCCAUGAUAAGGGGCUUCCUCAAAAUCGGUAGAUUUCAAGAUGCACUGGCCACUCUUGGCAGUAACUUGAAUAGAGGAAGACCCUGGAGGGCUUAUUGAUUGUUCAUGACAUGGGAAUCUUGCAGAAGAGAGAAAGGGUGCCUUUCUUGGAAUUCCUUGACUCCUCGGAAUGUUCUUCUUCAAUAUGGCUGCCCUUCUUCCUUCCAUCAAAGGAAUGUUGGAUGCUUCAUCUUGUACUGCUGCACUGUUAUAAUAUCUGAACCAUGCAUUCAUCUGCCAACAAACAUCCAUGUUGAAGGAUUCUCCUGACAUUUGAAUCUUGAUUACUUCUUCCAGACUGUUCAAUUACUUGUCUAUUUACUUGGGGCUUAGCCCAUGUUCGGGGGAAUUGUCAAUUUUUAGUUCUCUAGAUUUAGUUUCUUAUUUUUUGUUAAAAGAAAUAAAAAAUGAGCAUAUUGUUUAACAAGACAUUGUUUUUUUUAAUGUAUUUUUUAUUAGAUUAUCCAAGUUUGUUAAGUUUAUAGGUUGGUUUAGGUCUAACUAAACUAACCCGUUUAACGUCUUUAAUGAUGAACAAAUUAGUAAGGGUUGUUAGAGUAUUAAUGU
Messenger RNA from Diospyros lotus (date-plum), 3029 nucleotides. RefSeq names its product pentatricopeptide repeat-containing protein At3g53700, chloroplastic. Gene Ontology annotation, molecular function: protein binding. NCBI's taxonomy places the organism in Eukaryota, Viridiplantae, Streptophyta, Magnoliopsida, Ericales, Ebenaceae. The transcript has a single exon. Bases 231 to 2522 code for a protein of 763 amino acids. The record is from RefSeq and is a predicted model, not a curated record.